ACACGUUGGGACAUUCACUUGUCUCUUAUAAAGUGGACUCGUUAGCAACAAACGAAGGCGAAACAUUCAUAUAAGGUUGCGAACUUGUCUUUAAAGGACACAGACAGAAUGGUUGUCAUCAUGUACUCCAACGAUGGGGAUUAUCACCGCAACACUAUUCCCUUGCUUGAAGACAUUCCAAUAAGCACUCCAGCUGCAGAUCGAUCAUCUGGCGAGCAGGCAGGUGACUUAUCAGCACUUGUGCGCAGAGAAAGAAAGCCAAAGAUGUUGACUGAUGUCGUGGAGAAGAACUUCACGCCCACGAAGUUGAAAAUGGCAGGUAUGGAGCCAAAGGAGAAAUUUGUGUACGAAGGUAUGGAAAGAGAGUCAAAUGCGAUGGUGGAGACAUUGGAGCAUUUUUGUCCUGCGGAUGAGGCGAUUGUUUUCUUGGGAAAAGGUCAUGCGGCGUUGAUUUUGGAGUCGUUAAAGAGUCACCGUCAUUGCAUUGUUCUGGAAGGGGAGGGUAUGAAGUUCGAGUUUCUCGUUCAAUUCGUCAAUAGGAUGGUCGUGAGUGGAGGUUACUACGCCAAAUUUAUUAAGCCGCCUCCUCGACAUGAUGAAGGGCGUGAUCUCGUCUACAAAGUCGGCCAAAACAUCGUCAACAUUUGGGAGUUCCUUUUCGAGACUAAGCCACAAAAGAGAGGGGAACGUGCAUAUGUCGUUAGAAGGCGAAAAAUGAAAUCACUUCUGAGGGGGUAUCAUAAGGCACCGGCGGAGACGGAAGUUGAAUUUCUAGACCGUUUGGAGAUGAUGUACUUCGACGAACACAUCGGGGCGUUUACAAUCGCAGCUUAUGCAACUUGUUUUGGGGAAGGCUUUGAUGCUGAGGACUCAGAAGAAGAAAGUGAAGAUGGUACUUUGCAAGCGGCUUUGGCGGAUGAGAGGCAAAAAGCUUGUAGCUCGGCUUCGCAGAAGAUGGGUGCGUCGGGCACAUCGUACGGUUCUGGAGGGGCUUCAAGUAUGACAUUUUCAACGGACUAGUUACCGAAUCGUCCCUCAACUUCUUCUCUUGUGCAAGUUACACCUUCUC
This is a messenger RNA of Chara braunii, 1069 nucleotides long. Lineage: Eukaryota; Viridiplantae; Streptophyta; Charophyceae; Charales; Characeae. The record is from the annotation of a GenBank genome assembly.